This is a messenger RNA of Episyrphus balteatus (marmalade hoverfly), 868 nucleotides long. Its product is annotated as heat shock protein 27-like. Bases 68 to 694 code for a protein of 208 amino acids. Gene Ontology annotation, molecular function: protein folding chaperone. NCBI's taxonomy places the organism in Eukaryota, Metazoa, Arthropoda, Insecta, Diptera, Syrphidae. The transcript has a single exon. The record is from RefSeq and is a predicted model, not a curated record. Gene Ontology annotation, biological process: protein refolding; response to heat.
AAAAAAAAAAAACAAAACAAUUGUGUAUUCCAGUUAUUUGAACAAUUAAAGUUAUCCAGAAACAAAAAUGUCACUUAUUCCAUUGUUGGCUGAUGUUGUUAGCGAAAUCGAUGCCUACCGAGGACAUCGCGAUUUGGGUGAUGAUUUCGGAUUUGGAAUAUACCCAUGCGAUAUAUACCGUCCAAGAAUAGCUUCGUUGCAACUUAGUCCAAUCCGACGCUUCUCACCAUACCAGAGAUCCCUUCAAUCGGUUCGAGGAAAGGGCGUCAACGGCAAGCUUAAUGCCAAAGAAAAUUACACAGUUGGAAAAGAUGGAUUCCAAGUGUGCAUGGAUGUGAGCCAAUUCAAGCCAAAUGAAUUAACAGUGAAGACAGUUGGUAACAACGUUGUUGUGGAAGGUAAACACGAGGAGCGUGAAGAUGACCAUGGCUUCAUAAGUCGUCAGUUUGUACGUAAAUAUACGCUGCCAAAAGGGUAUGAUGCCAAGGAUGUCAUCUCUACGGUCUCAACCGAUGGUGUGCUAACAGUCAAAGCUCCACCACCACCAAAGGCAUUGAAGAGCAACGAAAGAAUUGUGCAGAUUCAACAAACCGGUCCUGCACAUUUGAGUGUAAAGGGCAACGAGGAAGAAGGCACAGAACAAGUUCAAAAUAAUCAUAGCGGAAAAACUGCUGAUAAAAUGGAACAAUCUUAAAAGAUAGAAAUAUCCUAUAAAGUUAGUUUAAGUAUUUUUGUAUUAAUUCUUUGUUUUGAAAACAAGUUUCUAAACUCAUGUUACUGUGUAACUGUUUAUCUUAAAUUUUGUAUGCAUUUUUGAUCUACAUUAAUAAAAAAUAACAAAAACAAUAAAAGCUCGAUUUGUUUUAUU